GCUCCGCCGUUGGGCGCGCGGCGGUGACGCGGCCGCUGCGCCGUCGCAGCCGGGGCCCGGCGCCGCUGGCGGAGGCGAUGCCGAAGCGUUCGUGCCCCUUCGGGGAGGCGGCCCCGCUGCAGCUGAAGACCCGCGUGGGGCUGAGGGAGCUGAGCCGCGGGGUGCGGGGCGAGGAGUACCGCCGGGAGAUCUUCGAGCGCACCCGGCGGCUGCUGUUCAGGGGCGCUCAGGCGUGCAUGGAGAACCCCUGGCCCGCCGCGCCCCGCGCCGCCAGCCGCUCCCCGGAGCCGGAGCCGGCUGGGGGGAACACGGGGCGCCGGCGGAGCGCGCAGCUGCUGAUCGGGCCCGACGGGAAACUGCUGAGGCUUGCGGCCGCCGCGGAGCGGGAGAGGAACCACAGACACCAUUGCCUCCGUUGCCCAGAAACUUCAGCAGUCAGUGUCAGUGCUUCCCUACCUGUGACAAAUAGGAAGAACAGAAAUGACAGGUUUCUCAAAACUACCUGACAGAAAACCAACCAGGGGGUGGCCAAGGAAGCAGGAGAAAUGCAAGGAAGGCCGUUCUAAAUAACAAGCUGUCACUUUUCAUCUCCUCUUCCUCAACAGCUGAGCAAAUGAGCACAGAAAGUAAAACUCUGGAAAGGCAAUGCGACUUCAGCUUUUACAAUCAGCUAAAGGGAGGGACUAAGUUUGAUCCCUUUAUCUUAAUUAUACAUUAAAUUUAUGAAAACCUCACCCGUGUGCGAGUACAUUUUUUGGUUUGUUUUUAUACUUAUCUUCCUCUGCAACUUUCCAGUUGCGGCUGCACCAAGCCACCUUGCUCUUUCCACUUCGCUUUCAGUUUCAUUUUGUACUCAUUACUGGAUUGUCACCAGAUAUUACAGUUUCCUGGUUAGUUUCAUUUCCCCAGUAACAGCAGAAUAAGGAAAAAUCAUAGCAGAUGAAAAUAUAUGGAAAGUCAACUACAUGCAGCAGCCAUCUUUCUUAAAAAUAGUAUCACUCCAAUUUCGUUAUGGAAACUCAUAAAGGGGCUUGUGUUCUGAUCCUUCUGCACAUCCAUACGUUCUUUA
Molecule: messenger RNA, 1069 nt
Organism: Numida meleagris (helmeted guineafowl)
Lineage: Eukaryota; Metazoa; Chordata; Aves; Galliformes; Numididae
Gene: SIVA1
Product: SIVA1 apoptosis inducing factor
Exons: 3
Coding region: 78-506 (142 amino acids)
Biological process (GO): extrinsic apoptotic signaling pathway
Molecular function (GO): CD27 receptor binding
Source: RefSeq, a predicted model, not a curated record